GUGCCGGGUGGCUCUAAUGAGCUAUGACCUUAAGGGUCUCAGCACACAUAUGGGAUCGGAAAGGGAUCGUAACCGUAACGCCUUUCGCCUCGCUGUCAACCAGGCGUCAACCUACCGUAUGCACGUAACGAAAGCAUAUCAGCAGCGCCUGUACGUCAACUCGGCUACGGCUAGGCGACACCGCGCUUACGCCUCGCCGCCCCCUGGCUGACCUGGUUGGCACCAGAUCAGUUUGAAUCCAAACGUUAAGUGUAGCGCACGGUUAUGUCUUGGUUUACAAUACGUGAGUUGGCUAUCAUAGCCAUAGCACUUGAUGAAGAGGAAAAAGAAAAUAGCAAGAAAAAAAGAAAAAGAUAUUGGGUACACAGUAUGAAUAAAGCAAGGAGUACUGAAGGGGAAUUUCGGACUAUAAAAAAACAUUUGAUGGAUGAUGAAGAGAAAUUUUAUAUUUAUUUUCAUAUGCCGAAAUAUCUCUUUUAUAACAUAUUGCAGUCUAUAGAUGAAUGUAUAAGGAAGAAGAAUACAACAUUCAGAGAAACAAUAUCGCCCGAAGAAAAACUAGCUGUAACGUUAAGGUACUUCAUAACUGGAUCUACAUUUACUAAUUUAUCAUCGAGCUUCCGUUUAGGAGAAUCAACUAUUCGUUUGAUAGUAAUAGAUGUGUGCAAUGCAAUAAUAAAUAAAUUAAUGCCAAUUCAUAUACCUCAACCAACUACAGCCACAUGGCAAGGAAUCGAAGAAGGAUUUAAAAAUAAAUGGAACUUUCCGAAUUGCAUAGGCGCCAUUGACGGCAAACAUGUAAAUAUAAUUGCACCUCCCAAUAGUGGAUCGUUGUUUUUUAACUAUAAAAAAACAUUUUCUAUUGUUUUGUUAGCUAUAGUUGAUCCUGAAUACAGAUUCAUAGCGGUUGAUGUAGGAGCCUAUGGAAAAAACAGCGAUGGCGGAAUCUAUUCAUCAUCUACAUUUGGAAAGGCACUUGAAAGAAACACAUUCAAUAUUCCAUGUGACAAACCAUUACCAGGAACUAAUCAUGCAAUGCCACAUGUAUUUGUGGGAGACGAGGCAAAUGCCUCGUCUCCCACAAAUACAUGUGGCAUCUUAAUAAAUAUGUCUUCAAUGGAAAUCCAUUGA
This is a messenger RNA of Amyelois transitella, 1131 nucleotides long. RefSeq lists its product as uncharacterized. The coding region runs from base 265 to 1131 and encodes 288 amino acids. The transcript has 2 exons. Lineage: Eukaryota; Metazoa; Arthropoda; Insecta; Lepidoptera; Pyralidae. The record is from RefSeq and is a predicted model, not a curated record.